AUCCAGAUCUUAGUCCAGGUAGAUCUGACGUCAGGAGAUGGCUUUCGUCGAUUUGACGUGUAAACACUCAUUUCCAUUCUGGCUGGGCAGGGCUGGGGCUCCUCUCAGCCGGGAGGCCGAAGCGCUUCACUGAGCACUCGCCGCCCGGCCUCUGCUCGCGCGCCUCCCAGCUCUUCCAAGAGCAGCCGGGAUCCAGGAGUGAUUCAGAGCCCAAGGAGGGGGAAGAUCGAGGCUGCUGGCUUUUCUCCUAUACUGCUUCUUUUCCCUCGCUCCUUCCCACUUGUGUACGACUAAGUGUGAGAGCCAUGGAGCGGAGAGCCUGGAGUCUGCAGGGUGCUGCUUUCGCUCUCUUUUGCUCUUGGUGUGCGCUGAACAGUGUAAAAGCGAAGAGGCAGUUUGUCAAUGAAUGGGCGGCGGAGGUCCCCGGGGGCCCGGAAGCAGCCUCGGCCAUAGCCGAGGAGCUGGGCUAUGACCUUUUGGGUCAGAUUGGAUCACUUGAAAAUUACUAUUUAUUUAAACACAAAAACCAUCCCCAAAGGUCUCGGAGAAGUGCCUCUCAUAUCACUAAGAGAUUAUCUGAUGAUGAUCGUGUGAUAUGGGCUGAACAACAGUAUGAAAAAAAGAGAAGCAAACGCUCAGCUCUAAGAGACUCAGCACUAAAUCUCUUCAAUGAUCCAAUGUGGAAUCAGCAGUGGUACUUGCAAGAUACCAGGAUGACUGCAGCCUUGCCCAAGCUGGAUCUCCAUGUGAUACCUGUUUGGGAAAAAGGCAUCACAGGCAAAGGAGUUGUUCUCACCAUAUUGGAUGAUGGCUUGGAGUGGAAUCACACAGACAUUUAUGCCAAUUAUGAUCCAGAGGCUAGCUAUGAUUUUAAUGACAAUGAUCAUGAUCCGUUUCCCCGAUAUGAUCCCACAAAUGAGAACAAACAUGGGACCAGAUGUGCAGGAGAAAUUGCCAUGCAAGCAAAUAAUCGCAAGUGUGGGGUUGGAGUGGCAUACAAUUCCAAAGUCGGAGGCAUAAGGAUGUUAGAUGGCAUAGUGACAGAUGCUAUCGAGGCCAGUUCCAUUGGAUUCAACCCUGGACAUGUUGACAUUUACAGUGCAAGUUGGGGCCCUAACGAUGAUGGGAAGACUGUGGAGGGGCCUGGCAGACUAGCUCAGAAGGCUUUUGAAUAUGGUGUCAAACAGGGGAGACAAGGAAAGGGCUCCAUCUUUGUCUGGGCUUCUGGAAAUGGGGGGCGUCAGGGAGAUAACUGUGACUGCGAUGGCUACACGGACAGCAUCUACACCAUCUCCAUCAGCAGUGCCUCCCAGCAAGGCCUGUCACCUUGGUAUGCCGAGAAGUGCUCCUCCACACUGGCCACCUCUUACAGCAGCGGGGAUUACACUGACCAGCGAAUCACAAGCGCAGAUCUGCACAACGACUGCACUGAGACCCACACGGGGACCUCAGCGUCUGCACCCCUGGCUGCUGGCAUCUUCGCUCUGGCCCUGGAAGCAAACCCAAACCUCACGUGGAGAGACAUGCAGCACUUGGUUGUCUGGACCUCUGAGUAUGACCCACUGGCCAAUAAUCCUGGAUGGAAAAAGAAUGGAGCAGGCUUGAUGGUGAAUAGUCGAUUUGGAUUUGGCUUGCUAAAUGCCAAAGCUCUGGUGGAUUUAGCUGAUCCUCGGAGCUGGAGCAGUGUACCCGAGAAGAAACAAUGUGUUGUAAAAGACAAUGACUUUGAGCCCAGAGCCCUGAAAGCUAAUGGAGAAGUUAUCAUUGAAAUUCCAACAAGGGCUUGUGAAGGACAAGAAAACUCCAUUAAGUCCCUGGAACAUGUGCAAUUUGAAGCAACAAUUGAGUAUUCCCGUAGAGGAGACCUUCAUGUCACACUCACUUCUGCUGCUGGAACCAACACUGUACUGUUGGCUGAAAGGGAGCGUGACACAUCCCCUAAUGGCUUUAAGAAUUGGGAUUUCAUGUCUGUUCAUACUUGGGGAGAGAACCCUGUAGGCACCUGGACUUUGAGAAUUACGGAUAUGUCUGGAAGAGUACAAAAUGAAGGGAGAAUUGUGAACUGGAAGCUGAUUUUGCAUGGAACCUCUUCUCAGCCAGAGCACAUGAAACAGCCUCGUGUGUACACGUCCUACAACACCGUUCAGAAUGACAGAAGAGGGGUGGAGAAGAUGGCGGAUGCAGGAGAGGAGCAGCCCACACAACAGAACCUGAAUGAGGACCCCCUGGUAUCUAAAAGCGCCAGCAGCAGCAGCAGCAGUGUGGGAGACAGAUGGGAUGAACAGGCAGAGGGGGCCCCUUCCCAGGCCAUGCUGCGGCUCCUACAAAGUGCUUUCAGCAAAAACUCAACUCCAAAGCAAUCACCAAAGAAGUCUCCAAGUGCAAAGCUCAACAUCCCAUAUGAAAAUUUCUAUAAAGCCCUGGAAAAGCUGAACAAACCUUUCCAGCUUAAAGACUCUGAGGACAGUCUCUAUAACGACUAUGUGGAUGUUUUCUAUAACACAAAACCUUAUAAACACAGAGAUGACCGGCUGCUGCAAGCUCUGGUGGACAUUCUGAAUGAGGAAAAUUAAAGCAAGUAUGUGGUCCCAAGUUGGAAAUAUUCACGCAUCUUCCUUCUCCCUUAGAUUUUGCUUGUGUCUGAAGUGGUUGUCUUGUCUUUGAUUCUAUGCUUAUAAUAUCCUUUUUGGUACUUUUCCUUUUCCUCCCCAAACUGUACAUUUGAAGGGGAUGAGCUCAAAUAGUAAAUCCAACUUCCAGAAUUGGUUGUAGCUCUUUCAAAACAUGUCUUCCCUGCCUGCACAAGUGAAGUGUUUUGUUCUUUCUGGAGUCACAGUUGACAUGUGACUCCAUGAAACACUGGAAUGCCUCCUUGAGCCUGCCUAUGUCAUUCCCUACCAGAAGGGGAAAGCCUGGCAGAUUCAUUAAUAUGAAAAAGUAAUCUGUAAAGAAGAGGGAUGUCUUUGCCAUGUGGUUCUUUGAAUUUUGAUGCCAAAGAAGCAUUAGCAAAGUAUCUAAUGAAAGCAUUCACAAUUAGGCCCAUACCCUAGAGCCUUGGCCUUUCUACUUCAAAGUACUACUCAUUAUGGGAGUGAUCAUCUAGAUAUUUUGGAGAAAAAGCUGGAUCUUCUCCAUCCAGAAACAGACCUUGAAAUUUGCGUUGUCUGGUGAGAGGGGUUCUAGAACAUUCCUGCGUGCUUGGCAUGCCAUGCAAACCUCUAUAGAUCUAAGGUGGCUGUGACUCAUGCUGCGUGUCCUGGUCUUCCUCUUGUUCACCUUCUUCUGGAGGUUUCCCCUACCUGUCUCCUUUCUCAGCCACGAACUCAAUAUUGAGGGAAUUAAUUUACACCACUUUCUCAGUUAAUUUGUACUCAUAAUUUGUUUAAUAAUAGUAACAGGCAACCACUCCUGACAUGAAGAGUCAGUGUAAUAACAGGAAAAUAUCUAUAAUGGGGAGAACCAGGAAGAGGUUUUGCUUAUUUGAAAAAAAAUCAUGGUCACUAGAACAGAUUGGUCUGGAUCUUUGAAACUGAGUAUUCAUUUCUGGACACUAGAGGAUCUUCUUCCCUCUUCCAGCCAAUAGUAUCCAAAUUCUCAUCAAAUUGCUUCCGUCCUUCAAGUCAGAAGACCUAGACUGGCAGCCCAUAGGCCUCAUUUAUUCCUCUGAUUGCAUCUAUUUGGCAUGAAGAAUGUUUUUUUAAAAAUGAGAUAUUGUUGAAAAUAGGAAGUUUCACAUAAAAGUGGAUAUUCAGACCCAUCUACACCAUGGCAACAGUUGGUUAAAACUGAGUAGCAGCUUCCCAGUGGGAUUUGAGGUCCAGGUCCCUCUGGCCUGCUCUAUGCUACUUACAUGGGGCACCUCAUUCCUUACUGGUCAACAUCUAGUAGGCAUUUGAUUUUGCCCACUUUUAUGCUAAAGAUGUUCAAAGUGCAAAUGUAUUAGGAAAGGAAAAAAAGCUAUCCUCAAUUUCUUUAGCCAAGCUCUAUCAUUAAUUAUUAUGACUUUGCUAUAAUCUAAUUAAUUUUAGUUACAUUUACAGGCAAAAAUCUAGUUACUUUAUACCUUUUAGGAAGUACUUUUGAAAUCCAAUUUGACGUGUUCAUUCAACCUCAUCUCACCUGAAGAUUCACUUGUACUACUAAUUCACUGCCAUCCUCUUAGCUUCCCUAUCGCAAUAUGCUCUCAAAGGCUGCAGUCACGUGAAAUGCUGGAAGUCACCCAUUGAGCUGCUGUUUGAAGAUCUUCCACAAAAUGUCACCCACGAUAUUGAAGUAGUUCAGGAAUAUAACUCAUCUGCUUUGACCUGACAUGCACAUGACCUGACUUGAAGUUGUAUACAGCAAGGCUAUUUCCAGAACAAUGCCCUUGUCUAGCAGAUGUUCUUCUAAAAGACUGAUAGCACUGUCUGUUUUUGGAAGCUUUACAUGUUGUUUGAUAUAAGGUGUUCAAUAGGUAUUAAAACUCAAAAGAGCCUGAGAGUUAUCAGAUUCAGGUUCAAUUACAUAAAUAAAUAAAUAAAUAUAUAUAAAAAGACUAAGAGCUAGAGAUGCCACUGAGUGGUAAUAAAAGAGUUAAAACACAUCCUUUCCCCAUUCCUAAUCUAAUGCUAAAUGUAUGACACUUUCUUUUAAUCUUUCCUAACAGUAUCUUUUCCUGGUUAAAACCCCAACCAAAUCACUGGGCAAUAGUCAAAGGUUCAAUCUACAGAAGCUUUAAUAUUUAGAUAAAAGUCGUGUUUGAAUGUUUCCAACCUGGAGUAUAUUGUUCAGACAUAAAAUAUUUUUGUCAGUCUUUCUUAAUGCCUGUGUGGAUUUUUGUGAAAAUGUCAAAGAGGAAACAUAUAUUUCCCUUGGAAUUUUAAGCUAUAUUUUCUUUACAGGUAUUUAUAACGUACCAAUGCUUUUAACAAACAGAAUUUUAAAAGGCAUAAUAAAUUAUAUGAAAGAACCGAAAGUUUUCCUGAGAAUAAGAAAGUUUCAUCCAAUAAAAUAUUUUCAAAAGGCAUGUUCCUAUCAAUGAAACAAGUAUAAUAUAUAUGUGCUGUAAUAUUGACAUUUGUCUAAUAUCUUAAUACCAUGUAUAACUGAGUUUGAUAUGUGUGGUCUUCACAUUCUUAAGGGAAAUCUCACAUUACACACUUGAUGUAUUAUUAACCAAAAUAUGUAAAAUAUGCUUAUAAAUCAGAAGAAUAAAUGGUUUCUCACAAGGUCAAAAGGAAAAAAGCUCAUGUUUCCAAAAGAAACAGGAUUGCCUUGUCUUACUGUGUUUCCCAAAUGGACUAUAAAAAUGUUGAAAGUUUACACAAAAGUCAAUUAAUUCCUUUUUAAGAAAAUUGGUUUUCUAGGAGGCAAAUUAAGCAUCUACUUGAAUAAUACAUGUUCAGUUCUCCCCUCCUAGUCUAGCUUUUACUUUUUUGACCACAAAGUUGUAUACUGUUGUUACUGCAAUGUUGAAGGAAAAAAACUAUAAACUACAACUAAAUGGA
Molecule: messenger RNA, 5486 nt
Organism: Heterocephalus glaber (naked mole-rat)
Lineage: Eukaryota; Metazoa; Chordata; Mammalia; Rodentia; Bathyergidae
Gene: Pcsk1
Product: proprotein convertase subtilisin/kexin type 1
Biological process (GO): peptide hormone processing
Cellular component (GO): neuron projection; membrane
Molecular function (GO): serine-type endopeptidase activity
Source: RefSeq, a predicted model, not a curated record